CCAUACUCGUUAAAAAGUGGAUCGACGAUGGAUUUACUCCCGGCCAAGGAAGCUGCCAAAAUCUACCACACCAACUACGUGAGGAACUCCCGGGCCAUCGGCGUCAUGUGGGCCGUGUUCACCAUGUGCUUCGUCAUCAUCACGGCGGUGGUCUUCAUUCAGCCCUUCUGGAUCGGGGACAGCGUGAACACCCCGCAGGCGGGCUACUUCGGUCUCUUCCACUACUGCAUCGGCAACGCGCUCACAACGGAGCUCAUCUGCAAGGGCAGCGUGCUGGACUUCAGCUCCAUCCCAUCCCCGGCCUUCCGCACGGCGAUGUUCUUCGUGGGCACGUCCGUGCUGCUGGUGGCGGCCACCGCCGUCUGCUUCAGCCUCUUCUUCUUCUGCAACGCCGGGAGCGUCUACAAGAUCUGCGCCUGGAUGCAGCUGGCCUCCGCUGCUUUGAUGGUGAUGGGCUGCAUGAUCUACCCGGAUGGCUGGGACGCCCCGGAGGUGAAGCAGAUGUGUGGCCAAAAGACUGACAAGUACAGCUUGGGGGACUGCACGGUGCGCUGGGCCUACAUCUUGGCCAUCAUCAGCAUCCUGGACGCACUUCUCUUGGCCUUUUUGUCCUUCACUCUUGGUAACCGGCAGGACAACCUGCUGCCAGAAGACUUUGAGGUGGAGGGAGCAGAAAACCCCUAA
Entelurus aequoreus (snake pipefish) is the source of this 684-nucleotide messenger RNA. It is a transcript of the gene lhfpl5b, whose product is annotated as LHFPL tetraspan subfamily member 5b. The transcript has 3 exons. Gene Ontology annotation, biological process: detection of mechanical stimulus involved in sensory perception; sensory perception of sound. Gene Ontology annotation, cellular component: plasma membrane. The record is from RefSeq and is a predicted model, not a curated record. NCBI's taxonomy places the organism in Eukaryota, Metazoa, Chordata, Actinopteri, Syngnathiformes, Syngnathidae. Bases 28 to 684 code for a protein of 218 amino acids.